UCAACAAGCCUGAAACAAAAUCAACUAACUACACGUCUUCUCUUCUCUCAGCUCUCAUCAGUCAUCACACUCACACACUCGCUCUUCUAUCAUGGUCAUGGCUGCCUCUGUAAUAAUGACUCUCUCCUCUCCUUCUUUGGCCGGAAAAGCACUGAAACUCACCGGCUUCACCUCAAAGAAUCUCGGCGAAGGCGGGUUCACCAUGAGAAGCACCUUGUCUCGGCCCAGGCAAUCCAUAACUGGAGGCCCGUGGUAUGGUCCUGACCGUGUCAAGUACAUGGGUCCUUUCUCCGGCCAGACUCCGUCCUACCUCACCGGUGAAUUCCCCGGUGACUACGGCUGGGACAGUGCCGGGCUCUCUGCUGAGCCAGAGACCUUCGCCAAGAACCGUGAGCUUGAGGUCAUCCACGCCAGAUGGGCCAUGCUGGGAACCGUAGGAUGCAUCGUGCCUGAGCUGCUCGAACGCAAUGGCGUCAAGAUCGGUGAGGCCGUAUGGUUCAAGGCUGGUUCACAGAUCUUCAGAGACGAAGGACUGAACUACUUGGGCGACCCGAAGUUGAUACACGCUCAGAACAUUCUGGCCGUCUUGGCUGCACAAGUUAUCUUGAUGGGCGCCAUCGAGGGCUACCGUAUCUCCGGAGGGCCUCUUGGAGAGCCGACUGACCCACUCUAUCCCGGCGGCAACUUCGACCCACUUCACCUCGCCGACGACCCAGAAGAAUUCGCCAUUCUUAAGGUGAAGGAGAUCAAGAAUGGCAGACUGGCGAUGUUCGCCAUGUUGGGGUUCUACGUUCAGGCCAUCGUUACAGGCAAGGGGCCAUUGGAGAACCUGUAUGACCACCUUGCCGACCCCUUCAAGAACAACGCUUGGGCCUUCGCCACAGCCUUCGACCCCAGCAACAGCUGAGCGAGAGAGGUGGGAAGAGUUAUUGUAAACCAAUGAGAAGUGAGAACUGAGAAAGUUCUAGCUCCUCACUCUGAGCGACUCUGUAUGGUUUUGAAUUUGUUGCUAGUGAUAUAAGUUGCAGAGUUGAUGCAGAAAAUGUGAAUUACUAGUAGGAGUAGCUCUUUUUUUAUAUAAUCGAUCAACAACCGAACAGUUUGUUUAUCUGUU
Messenger RNA from Nelumbo nucifera (sacred lotus), 1114 nucleotides. Its product is annotated as chlorophyll a-b binding protein, chloroplastic. Gene Ontology annotation, biological process: photosynthesis, light harvesting. Gene Ontology annotation, cellular component: membrane. Lineage: Eukaryota; Viridiplantae; Streptophyta; Magnoliopsida; Proteales; Nelumbonaceae. The record is from RefSeq and is a predicted model, not a curated record.